This is a messenger RNA of Botrytis byssoidea, 597 nucleotides long. RefSeq lists its product as uncharacterized. Bases 1 to 597 code for a protein of 198 amino acids. The record is from RefSeq and is a predicted model, not a curated record. Lineage: Eukaryota; Fungi; Ascomycota; Leotiomycetes; Helotiales; Sclerotiniaceae. The transcript is spliced from 3 exons.
AUGGUGCUUUGGGGCCAAUCAGCUGGUGCUACUUUGACUGGGGCUCUCAGUAUCGGUUGGCCAGAUGAUCCAAUUGUUACUGGAUUUAUCCAAGAUUCCGGCGCUGUCGAGGGCCAGGGUGUCCAUACCGUUGAGUGUAUGAGCACUUACCCACAAGCUGAUAUCGAGGCGUUUAUUCAAUAUUGGACUGAUGCUGGCAAGACCCCUGCGUUGGGUUUUCAGUCAUAUAAUGAUAACAACAACACAUUUGCGAACUAUACUGCUGCAUAUCUCUCUGGUCAUUACGCAAAGCUACCCAAAGUUUUGGGACAUAACUUGAUUGAUGGAGCUUCCACCGCUGCACUCUCCUCCGGCCCUCCUGAUAUCGAGGGACCAACCCCCGAAAAGGAAUUAGCGGCUACGUUACACGUCCCUUGCGGCGUCGUAGCCGAAGCGCAAAUCCGACAAUCUCUCAAUGCAACAACCUACCGCUUUGAAUAUUCCGGCAACUUUAGUAAUCUCUCGCCACUCCCCUUCAUGGGAGCUUAUCAUUCCAGUGAGCUGCCCAUGAUCUUUGGAACAUAUGCUGAUGUUGGUGGCGACGGAACCCGAUUCUAG